GGGAGGUGCAUGAGCAGCAGACACAGGAGUCCAGAGAGGGACAGAACUUUCCCCUGAGUCUUUCCACAGCUGCCUGGUUACCAAGAUGAAGGCCGCGCUGCUGCUGCUGCUGUUAGUCACUCUCGUCAGCGUCCAAAGUGUAGCCGGAGGGAAGAACAAGAAAGAGAAAAACAAACCCCCCAAGUCCGGAUCAGCAUGCACCGACUGGCGCUAUGGCAACUGUGUCCCUAGCAACGGAGACUGUGGAACGGGGUUUAGAGAGGGGUCAUGUGACCAGCAGAACAAGACCAUGAAAUGUAGAGUACCGUGCAACUGGAAAAAAGAAUUCGGAGCUGACUGCAAGUAUCGCUUUGCCAGUUGGGGAGCGUGCGAUCCAAACUCUGGCUCGCGGACCAGGAUGGGGACCCUGAAGAAGGCUCUGUUUAACGUGGAGUGUCAACAGACCAUUUCUGUCUCCAAACCCUGCACUGGGAAAACCAAGACAAAAAGCAAAGGAAAGAAGAGAAAAGGCAAGAGCAACUAGAGAAGAGUCCCCACGGAAAGAGUCUUCGCAGUCAAAGAACAGUAAUGGUCUGAACCAGCUGACAGUUGCACAGUGACCCCAACACUUAUAAUUGUUGCCUGAUUCCCAUAGACACACUUUUAUACCCAAGUUUCCUCAACUAUGACAAACACAUGAUGUUUGUUUUUCAAAAGAAUCUGUAAUGCACUUCAUCUCUAUAGGACUAAUACAGUGAGCAACCAGCCAACACAGCUGCUUCCAAAUCAAAGUGAAUUUGGAAUAUUCAGAUUACACUUAUACUAAAAGGACCCCCCGUUAAGGUGUUCUCUCUAUGUGACCCAACAUCACUCCAAAAACCUUUUCUGGGCAUCCACUCCACCAUAGCUUCACUGGGAAUGUGAGCUAUUUCAACUCCCAGUUGUCUCAGCCGGUCUGAAUCAUUUUGUUUCUUAUUCUUGGAUGUGUCAGCAGCAUCCACACAUAAACUUGUUUACUUUGUGUUUCAUUCUGUCCCAAUAAAAGCAGCCAUCCGUUUCAAUGAUCCUAAUCACCAUGGUUACUUGUAAAUGAAAGUGCAUUUGGAAUAUCAUCUUAUAAAAAAAUGUUUGCCUUAGGACACACAAAGCCCCACGUUAUACAUUUAUUUCACUUUGAACAUUUUCCUUUGUUUACCUUGUUCACCUUCCACUGUAGUAUAGAGGUUCCAUUUCUCUUGUAGGUAUGAUGCAACAGUAUUAUUUCAACUUUCUUUUUCUUUAUUAAAAUUUCACAACACGGUG
Molecule: messenger RNA, 1281 nt
Organism: Anoplopoma fimbria (sablefish)
Lineage: Eukaryota; Metazoa; Chordata; Actinopteri; Perciformes; Anoplopomatidae
Gene: mdka
Product: midkine a
Exons: 5
Coding region: 86-523 (145 amino acids)
Molecular function (GO): growth factor activity
Source: RefSeq, a predicted model, not a curated record